Molecule: messenger RNA, 1620 nt
Organism: Nicotiana tabacum (common tobacco)
Lineage: Eukaryota; Viridiplantae; Streptophyta; Magnoliopsida; Solanales; Solanaceae
Source: RefSeq, a predicted model, not a curated record
ACAAAACCAAAACCUCAAAAUUUCUCAAACCCAAGAAUUUGCUUAGAAUUUCCGAUGGCGAAAAAAGCAGUAUUAAUCGGAAUUAACUACCCAGGAACUAAAGCAGAACUCAAAGGCUGUAUCAACGAUGUUAAGCGAAUGUACAGUUGUUUAAUCAACCGUUUCGGAUUUUCUGAGGAAGAUAUUACUGUAUUAAUUGAUACUGAUGAUUCUUACACACAACCAACUGGUCGAAAUAUACGUAAAGCUUUGUCGGAUCUAGUAGGAUCUGCUGAAGAAGGUGAUUCUUUGUUUGUUCAUUACAGUGGACAUGGGACUAGACUUCCAGCUGAAACUGGUGAAGAAGAUGAUACUGGUUAUGAUGAGUGUAUUGUCCCUUGUGAUAUGAAUCUUAUUACAGAUGAUGAUUUUAGAGAGCUUGUGGACAAAGUUCCUGAAGGUUGCCGGAUCACAAUUGUAUCCGACUCAUGCCACAGCGGCGGCCUCAUUGACAAAGCUAAAGAGCAGAUAGGGGAGAGCCACAAGCAAGGCGACGAUGAAAACGAAGGCCAUGGAUCUGGUUUUGGAUUCAAGAAGUUCUUACGUCGAAGUGUUGAAGACGCAUUUGAAUCCCGGGGUAUCCAAUUUCCACACCGCCACGACCGACGCGGGGAAGAAGAGGAGAGUUUUGUCGAGAGUAGCGUGAUUGAGACGGAAGAUGGGGAUCAAGUCCAUGUGAAGAACAAAUCGUUGCCUCUUUCCACCCUCAUUGAAAUACUUAAGCAGAAAACAGGCAAAGAUGACAUUGAUGUCGGGAAACUUAGGCCAACGCUUUUUGAUGUCUUUGGAGAAGAUGCAAGUCCUAAGGUGAAGAAAUUCAUGAAGGUCAUUUUCAACAAACUACAGCACGGUAACGGGGAGGGUGAAAGUGGUGGUUUCUUGGGUAUGGUUGGUAACUUGGCUCAAGAAUUUCUGAAACAGAAACUUGACGAAAAUGAUGAGAGCUAUGCAAAACCUGCAAUGGAAACACACGUUGAAGGCAAGCAAGAGGUUUAUGCCGGUUCAGCAAGUAGAGGUCUUCCAGACAGUGGCAUUCUCGUCAGUGGGUGCCAAACGGACCAAACAUCUGCAGAUGCUACCCCUGCAGGCGGAGACUCUUAUGGUGCUCUAAGCAACGUGAUUCAGGAAAUCCUGGCCGAAUCAGAUGGUCCAAUCACCAAUGAGGAAGUUGUUAGCAAGGCUAGAAAGAAGCUGCAGAAACAAGGCUACACACAACGCCCAGGCCUUUACUGCAGUGAUCAUCACGUUGAUGCUCCUUUUGUGUGCUAAUUCUGCAGUACGUUUUCAGGUUGCUGUCGAAACACAAGUCUGGUGUUAAUCAGUGUUAUAAAACAAUAUAUCCCUUUUGUAUCUGUGGUUUAUUUGUGCUAAUGUUGCAGUAACUCUUCAUAUUUGAUCUUAUGAGGUAUUAUAGAACGGUCUCUAUCAUUUGGAUGUGUGGUUAUUUGGCCUUUUUUUAUUUUUUUAUUUUUAAAUAGUUUGGCCAGGAAAUAAGGUGUAAAAGAUCCGCGGUUUGUAUUGUUGGGAAACUCUUUUAACUCUGGAGAUUAUUUGUAUACUGAAUGUGGUAUAAUUUAAGCA